CACCCCCGGCCCGUGGAAGCGGCUCGGCCAUUCGUGACCUCGACUCAGACGGGGACACAGGUCCGGCCCGCAGCGCCCGCUCGUCCCCCGCUCCCCGCCCCUCUCUCCAGCUCCCCGCCCCCUCUCUCCAGCUCGGCGGCGCCAUGGUGGCUGCUCUCCGUCCGUGCGCGCUGCUGGCGGCGCUGGCCGUCAGCGGCGCGCUGGCCGCCUUCGACCCGUACGUGGCGGGCCCGUACACGGCCGGCCACCUGCUCAUCGGCGCCGCCUCGCAGACCGGGCUGCCGACGGACGUCAGCGUCUACGUGCCGGACGGCGCGGCCGGCGCCUUCCCCGUCAUCAUAUUCCUCACAGAGUUCCAGGACACGGUGCCGGCCGAGAUUCAGGAGGUGAUGCUGCAGCGGGUGGCCUCUCACGGGUUCCUGGUGAUCACGCCCUGGUCGCUGACCGAGUCCGGCGGGCCCACCGAGCGAGCCAUCCAGCUAGUAGAUGUCAUGGCCUGGAUCCACAGCACGCUGCCCGACUACAUCACCCAGAACGGCUUCCCGGGCGCGGUGCCCGACUUCGAGCGCACCACGCUGCUGGCCCACUCGGCCGGCUCACACGUGGCCGUCAGCUACCUGGAGGGCUUCUGCGAGCAGGAGACCAGCGUCAAAAGCCUCAUCCUGAUGAGUCCCGUAGACGGCUUCGAUCCGUUCGGCAUCGUGGACGAGUUCUGCAUCGUGCCUGGUCAGCGAGUCAACUUCACACUGCCUGCGCUGGUGCUCACCGCCGGACUGGACGCCGAAAAAGGCUCGCUGCUGUACCCGGCCUGCGCUCCUGCCGACCUGAGUAACGACCGGUUCUACAACGCCUUCUACGCCCCGCGCUGGCAGAUCAACGCCACCCAGUACGGACACGGCGACUUUCUGGACGACGAGUUCUGGGCGCUCAUCAAGGACACCAAAUUCUGCGCCUUCUGCUCGGAGGAGGACUGCGCUAACCGCGCCGGCUACCGCGACUACCAGGCCGGCCAGAUCGUCUCCUUCGCGAUGGCCUCGACGGACCCGGCCGGCCACUGCGACCAGCUGCAGUACAUCGAGGACCCGGCGCUGAUGCCCGUGGCCACCGUCAUCAGAAACAACCGGCCCGACGACGUGUGCAGCCGGUUCAUGGCCGGCUGCGCCCGGCCCUAGGCGGACUGUCCAGUGCAGAGGCCGAGGGCGGCCUGUGUACAGUGCCACGCUGUCCAGGCCCUAAGCGACCCGUGCAGCGGCUACAGGGCGGCCAGACCGCGUCUGCCCCUAGUGAUGUUUAACGUGUUAUCACUGAAUGAAAACAGAAGGGCUCCGUGCCAGCCGAAAGGUCGCCGUCACAUGUGACUUGUCGCCAAGUGUGUCUAGCAUAUUGCACGAGUGCAGUUUCGUUUUCAGCGUUACCAUGUGUGAGGAACUGGGAGAUAACGAGCGGUCGUCAGUGCGUUUCCCCAUUGCAUCAUAGGGCAUUUCUGGCGAGUGGGUGACCAUGUCUUCACGGUUGGGGUGGUUGGCCCGUGCAGUUCGGCUGGUUCGCCGGCGCGGUGGUGGAACUCGGCCAGAUAGUGACGGUGACGCGUCACUUCCGUCACCUGUGCAGUCACGUGGCAGCCGUAUGUCAGGUGACUGGCGCCGCGAUGUGGGCGGGGUGGGUGGCGCCUCCCGCACGGCGUCGGCCCGGCCUCAGCUGGCCGGAUCCCAGGGCCGAUAGCUGCUCUGGGCCGACUGGCGCGUGCCCCCCCCCACCCCUGGCCGGGAGGGGAGGGGCAGCGUGGACAGCCAGGGUGUGGCUGAGAAAGCCGGCACUGCACUGCUGCUGAGUGCUGAGAGUGUGGACACGUGUCACGCGGUGAGCUGUGACACAUGUCACAGUUUGUGAUAUGGCAUUUAAGGAUAUAAAACUCAAUAAAAAAUGACAAUGCGCA
Amphibalanus amphitrite is the source of this 1936-nucleotide messenger RNA. RefSeq names its product chlorophyllase-2-like. The transcript has 6 exons. The record is from RefSeq and is a predicted model, not a curated record. Lineage: Eukaryota; Metazoa; Arthropoda; Thecostraca; Balanomorpha; Balanidae. The coding region runs from base 144 to 1172 and encodes 342 amino acids.